This is a messenger RNA of Anoplopoma fimbria (sablefish), 3084 nucleotides long. RefSeq lists its product as uncharacterized. Gene Ontology annotation, cellular component: plasma membrane; cytoplasm. The record is from RefSeq and is a predicted model, not a curated record. Lineage: Eukaryota; Metazoa; Chordata; Actinopteri; Perciformes; Anoplopomatidae. The transcript is spliced from 13 exons. Bases 175 to 2415 code for a protein of 746 amino acids. Gene Ontology annotation, biological process: protein transport.
AAUAUUUUAAGUUCGUUGUUUUGUUUUCCUAAACAGUCUGAGGUUGUUAUACCAUUUAAUACUUUAUUAGUCAUUGCAUGCCCGAAGCAGUUGAUCUGGUUUACCGUAGGGAAACAACUGAGCCUAUUUCACAGUGGACUACUUUAUCUUAAGACGACAUUAAGACUUUCAAACAUGUUCCAGCAAACCAUAAAGAACUUCAACAUCAAUUUCGAAGGUGUGAAUGAGAGAAAUAGCUUCUCCUGUGGGGACCUGAUGACGGGACACGUCUCCUUCGAGCUCACAAAGGAGACAAAGAUCACUUCCAUAUCGUUGGCACUGACUGGAAAGGCGAAAGUCCACUGGACCACCAGCUCCGGGAGUGGCAAGAAAAGACGCCGGAGACAACACACCGCAAAACUGGACUAUUUCAACUUCAAAUGCGUCCUCAUGCAAGAGAACAACGCUGUUGGUGGGACGGGAACCUUCCAGAGAGGCAGACAUGUGUACCCGUUCACAUGUCAGCUCCCACACGGAGACUUUCCAUCCUCCUUCCGUGGAGUUCAUGGGCAAAUACUGUACACCUUGACGGUGGGCAUCCACAGACCCUGGCAUAUGUCUAAGGACUUUGCUACAGAGCUGACCUUCAUCAACCACAUUAAUCCCAACCAGCCAGAGUUGCAGGCUCCUCUCUCCGGCUCCAACAACAUGACAUUGUGCUGCCUGUGGUGUGCCUCUGGUCCCAUCACCAUGACGGCAAGUGUUGAGAAGAAAGCCUUCAUCCCCGGUGAAACUGUGAAAAUAACUUGUGAGUUUCGCAAUGCUUCAUCUCGAAUAGCUACUCCAAAGGUGAGACUGCAACAGAAACAGAUUUUCUACACCCACAACCAGAUCAACAAGACGAUGAUGUUCAAAAACUUGGUGUCAGUGACCGGAGAGCCCGUCAACGCUAACACCUCUGCCGUUAACACUGGGAUCAUGCUAACUAUUCCCUCGUCUGCACCGCUCACCAUCUCUAACUGCAGCAUCAUAGAUGUGAAUUACGUUAUUGAGGUCAGCCUCUGCGUAAGAGCAUCAAGCAACCUCACAGUGCUGUUUCCCAUCAUACUCGCUGACACCCUUGUUAGCGCUCAACCGCCGCUUUAUUUUGGUUGUUCACUUAUUAUGAACAACCACUUCUUUAAGGACUUUGAGGGCCUUCCUCUGGAAUGGGACACUCCCAUCGGGGAGGUUGGAGGUGGUCUUUACUGGUCUUUACUGGUUUCAUGUUACGUUGGAGUUCCGUGGAGGAAACGCACCAUGUCGUCCACCGUGAAGAGCCUGAAAAUAACCUACAACCCCGUAAAUGAGGAAAACACCUUCACGAAUGGCGACUGCGUUUCGGGUGAGGUGUCGCUGGAGCUGGCCAAAGCCUGCUCAGUAGACUACCUGUGGGUGAAAUUCAAGGGGAAAGCAGAAGUGUUGUGGACCGAGAGGCACGGACAAACUACUGUGGUUUACCACUCCAAAGACAAGUACUUCAGCACCAAACAUCACAUCAUCCAAGACAAAGACCUCAAAGGAGAUGAUAACCAAGCACUACUGAUAAACAAAGAAGACACAAACAGCAGUGUGCUUGCCCCGGGGAUUCAUGUUUACCCAUUCACCUUUCAGAUCCCUUUCCAGAAUAUGCCCUCAUCCUUUAAUGGCUCUGUUGGUAAAAUCGUGUACUCGCUGGAUGCCAAGCUGAGCAGAUCAAUGAGGAUUCCCACUAAAGAUUCAACUACCAUCAACUUUGUGAUGAAGGCAGACCUGACCAGUGACCCUGAGCUAAUGACACCCCAGCACGAGUCUAAGGAUAAGAAAAUGAAAUUUUUCAACUCAGGAAUGGUAGCCAUGGAUGUGAAUCUUGAAAAAACAGGAUUCUGCCAAGGAGAGGGAUUAAAGGUGCUGGCCUGCAUUCAGAACAACUCCACUCGCAAGAUCACACCCAAGUACUGUGUAUACAGAAAGCAUGUCUUUUUGGCACGAGGGAAAAGAAGAGUCAGUACUAAAGACCUCCUUAAAGAGGUGGGAGAGCCCAUCUCUCCAUCUUCUAACCAAAAUGUCACAAGAGUCAUCACCAUACCCCCUGAUGUGGAACCCUCCAUCUCCAACUGCAGUAUCAUCCAAGCAGAGUACAGACUCAGGGUGUACCUCGAUGUCAAAUACGCCUCCGACCCAGAGAUCAAAUUUCCUAUAGUGAUCCUGCGGGCCCCUCAGGUUCCUGCUUUGCUGGCCCCUCAACCUGCUGCUUCUGGGUUUGGAUUCGAACCAUUUGGGAGCACAAACCCACCAGCCUGGGGCAUUGUACCACCACAACCACCAGCAGCAUCCGGACCUUUGGAUCCCCCACCUCCCUAUGGAGCAUUUGGAAUGUACCCUCCUUUAUCUGAUUUUGGCAAUACAUAUAAGUGAUUGGACUACGAAGAUACUUUGACAUUUUGAGGGCAUGAAAUAAAGAGUUAGAAAUAUAAAUUGCAGUAUAUGUUCCAUAUUCACUGUUCUUACAAUAUUCAAAAGGACUAUCCUGUAUCAUCAUCUUGUGUUAGAGGGUAUUCGUUUUCCUAAAGGGAAAUUAUCCUUUUAAAACUUUCUGAUCUGGGUGAACCGGUUCACUAUAGAAAUAAAGUAUCACUAAAGUAUCAUUAUCACUAGAAUGAAAUAAGAUAAACAAUGUGUUAUUCAAACCUGACGUUGCCUUAUACAUACAAGAAUGUUCCAUGUCACUUCCAGACAGUAAGGCAUUAAUUAAAUGCUAAACCAUUUUAUCUAAUACGAUUUUUAUGUGUGUAUUAUGACUGAAUAUGUUCUUUCAAAUCCAUGCACCGUUUAUAAGUUUGUGUGGGUCUUUGUAUUUGAUCUUUGGUCUUUGUGUUGAAGUCUCAAUGUGUACAGGUCAAUCAGGUCCACUAAUAGCUGAGGUUAGCUGGAGGAAGGCCAGCAAAGAUUAAACCAUACAUGGGUCUGGCCCCAAGCUACAAAGAGGAAGUGUUGACCCGAUACGAGCCAGCUCACAGCCUCAGAACUAUUAUUAAACAAAAAUAAACUCCUUUACAAAAAAGAUGUGCUGUAUUGUUGUGAUUC